UGGGUAGGUUGGUCGAUGAAGAAAUUGUAAAUACGAUAGGCAGUAAUAAGGAUCGCAAUGUUUACGAGUCUAUAUAUAGUAACCUUAACUCAGAAAGCUUCAAGUCACCCAAUACAAUCAAGUUUUGUCUGUUUGUCUUAAGUUGAUUGAGUAUAAUUUGUUUCAAUAUGGAAUCCAACUGUGUUCAGUUUCUUGGGGACAAGACGAUUCUCAUCACCGGUGCUCCUGGUUUUCUUGCCAAGGUUCUAGUAGAGAAAAUUCUGAGGUUGCAACCAAAUGUGAAGAAGAUGUAUCUUUUGUUGAGAGCUUCCGACGAUAAGGCAGCCAUGCAACGCUUACGUAGUGAGGUUGUGGAGAUAGACCUUUUUAGGGUGCUGAGGAAAGAUCUAGGUGAAGAGAAUCUGGAUAAAUUAGUGCAUGAAAAAAUCGUGCCAGUUCCCGGUGAUAUAUCGGUUCAUAAUCUGGGAUUGAAAGACCCUGAUCUUUUACAACGGAUGUGGAAUGAGAUUGAUAUCAUCAUCAAUAUCGCAGCAACAACGAAUUUCGAUGAAAGAUACGAUAUCGGUCUUGGCAUCAAUACAUUCGGAGCUCUCAAUGUUCUCAACUUUGCCAAAAAGUGUGUUAAAAGACAAUUGCUUCUCCAUGUCUCAACCGCAUAUGUCUGCGGAGAAAACAAAGGACUAUUCCUGGAGAAACCAUUCAAGAUGGGGGAGAGUCUCAGCGGGGAUAAGAAACUAGACAUCAAUGUAGAAUUCGAAUUGAUGAAACAGAAACUGAAAGAGCUAAAGCAUCAAGAUUGUACUGAAGAAGAGAUCUCACAGUCGAUGAAAGAUCUUGGAAUGACAAGGGCAAAGCUUCAUGGAUGGCCAAAUACAUAUGUAUUCACCAAAGCAAUGGGAGAGAUGCUAAUCGGAAGCUCUAGAGAAAAUUUACCACUUGUUAUCAUUCGUCCAACAAUGAUUACUAGUACUCUCGCCGAGCCGUUUCCUGGCUGGAUCGAAGGAUUGAGAACAAUAGAUAGUGUGAUUGUUGCAUAUGGCAAAGGAAGGCUCAAGUGUUUUCUUGCGGAUUCAACCUCAGUCUUUGACCUUAUACCAGCGGACAUGGUGGUAAACGCAAUGAUCGCAACCGCAACAGCUCACUCUGGAGAAACCGGGAUCCAGACCAUAUACCAUGUCGGCUCUUCUUUUCAGAAUCCGGUCACGUUUGGACAACUCCAUGACACCGCGGCUCGUUACUUCACUAAAAAACCUCUGGUUGCUCGCAACGGCUCACCAAUCAUAGUAUCAAAAGGAACGAUUCUACCCACCAUGGCUCAAUUCAGCCUCUACAUGACCCUUCGUUACAAGCUUCCUCUGCAGAUACUUCGGUUGAUUAAUAUCAUUUACCCAUGGAGUGAAGGAGAUAAAUACAAUGACCUUAGCCGCAAACUCAAGCUAGCUAUGCGACUAGUUGAGCUUUACGAGCCUUACUUACUCUUCAAGGGCAUAUUUGAUGAUUUAAAUACCGAAAGACUGCGAAUAAGAAGAAAAGAGAACAUCAAAGAGAUGGAUGGAUCGUUCGAAUUUGAUCCCAAGUCCAUCAACUGGGACGAUUAUAUCGCAAACAUACACAUUCCUGGCCUCAUCACCUAUGUUCUUAAACAGUAAAUUAUAGUAAUUAUGUGCUUGAAUACUAGUAAAAUCGUAUUGUGAAGUAUUGAAAGGAGUUCGAAUCAAUCUCCUGUGUAAUAUCAUUAUAUAUAUCAACGCAUUGUAUGAAUAUGAUUAUAUAUGUCACUAUAACUGAAUUCUA
Molecule: messenger RNA, 1794 nt
Organism: Brassica napus (rape)
Lineage: Eukaryota; Viridiplantae; Streptophyta; Magnoliopsida; Brassicales; Brassicaceae
Product: fatty acyl-CoA reductase 1
Exons: 10
Coding region: 168-1649 (493 amino acids)
Biological process (GO): suberin biosynthetic process; long-chain fatty-acyl-CoA metabolic process
Cellular component (GO): intracellular membrane-bounded organelle
Molecular function (GO): alcohol-forming very long-chain fatty acyl-CoA reductase (NADP+) activity
Source: RefSeq, a predicted model, not a curated record